AUGGGGGAAUUAGAGGAUAAAGGCGGGUUAACGGAUAGCCCACAAGAAUAUGAGACCAGAGAACCACCAAAUGAAGCCCAAGAGGGUCGAAGAGAGGAAAGACAGAAUAGAAAGAAGACAUGGUACUUCUGGGCCGUGUUUCCAGCGCUCUGCGUGACAACCUUUCUCGCAGCUCUUGAUACAUCCAUCCUCUCGACCGCCCUUCCCACCAUCGCACGCGAUAUUGAAGCAGGGGAGCUGUACAUGUGGAUCACUAACUCCUAUAUUUUGUCGUCGACGGUGGUUCUGCCGCUAUUCGGACAGACUGCAAACAUCUUCGGUCGCCGAUGGUUGAUGAUUAUCUCAGUGGUUGUCUUUGGCGUGGGAAGUGCCAUGGCCGGCGGUGCGCGCGACUCGGGCAUGAUCAUUGCAGGACGAGCCGUUCAGGGAAUCGGCGGAGGGGGAAUCAAUACACUGGUGGAUAUUGUGAUCUGUGAUCUGGUUCCGCUUCGACAGCGAGGGAAGUAUGUGGCCCUCAUGGCGGCUGUGUGGGCAGUUGGGACUGUCAUUGGCCCUGUGCUAGGGGGCGCGUUCGCUGAACAUGUCUCCUGGCGCUGGGUCUUCUACAUAAAUCUGCCGCUAUGUGGUGCCUCUUUGAUACUCCUGUUGCUCUUCCUUCGUGCCACGCAUCCACCUGGCAGUGGAACUAUAUGGAAGCAGCUGCAGCGCGUGGACGUCGUCGGUAACUCCAUACUCACAGCGGCCGUUGUCUCGAUUUUGAUAGCGCUGACCUGGGCCGGGACAAAAUACGCCUGGUCCACAUGGCAAGUCCUGUUGCCUCUAAUCCUAGGUCUCGCAGGUCUAGUCCUUUUCUACGCCCACCAGAUGUCCCGAUUCUGCAGCGAACCCUCGAUCCCACCACGACUUUUCUCAAGCGCAACCGCCCUCUGCGCGCUAUGGAUCGCCUUUAUCCAGUCCGUUCUCCUAUACUGGGUCGGCUAUUUCCUCCCCAUCUACUUCCAAGCCAUCCGCAGCGCCUCAGCCACCGAAUCCGGUCUUAAAGUCCUCCCCAUAACCGCUGCCAUCGCGCCCUUCGGCAUCGCCACCGGUGUCCUAAUCGCUAUGACAGGGAAAUACCGGGCGUUCCAAUUCGUCGGAUACAUCUUCCUCACGGCCGCUGGCGGUCUCUUCUCCCUAUUGGAUGACAAGUCGCCCGCGCGCGACUGGGCCGGCUUCCAGGUUCUCUUCGGCGCUGGCUCAGGAAUGAUCUUCUCCAGUACCCUGCCUCCUAUCCAGGCUUCACUGCCUGAAACGGAUGUAGCUACUGCGACGGCCACGUGGGCAUUCAUGCGCAGCUUCGGCUGUAUCUGGGGCAUAGCUAUCCCAACUACUAUAUUCAACGCACGGGUACAGGAACUUCUAUAUCAGGUUAGCGAUGCACAUCUGCGCAAACAGCUAUCUGGUGGCGGUGCGUAUGCUAUGGCUAGCGAGGGACUGAUGCGCACUCUGCGUGACACGCCGCAGCUGAUGGCGGAAGUGCUGGGUGUUUAUCAGGAGAGCUUGCGGUGGGUGUGGUGGAUUGCAGUCCCGUUUGGGGUGGUUGGGCUGCUGCUUUGUAUACCGAUUAAGCAGCUCUUGCUUAGUGAGGACCUGAAUACGGAGUUUGGGUUGCAGGACAGGACGGCGAGUAGGGAGGGUAGUUGA
Aspergillus melleus is the source of this 1683-nucleotide messenger RNA. Its product is annotated as MDR family MFS transporter. The record is from RefSeq and is a predicted model, not a curated record. NCBI's taxonomy places the organism in Eukaryota, Fungi, Ascomycota, Eurotiomycetes, Eurotiales, Aspergillaceae. The transcript has a single exon. Gene Ontology annotation, molecular function: transmembrane transporter activity. Gene Ontology annotation, biological process: transmembrane transport. The coding region runs from base 1 to 1683 and encodes 560 amino acids.